Sceloporus undulatus (fence lizard) is the source of this 1974-nucleotide messenger RNA. RefSeq names its product tripartite motif-containing protein 15-like. The transcript has 7 exons. The record is from RefSeq and is a predicted model, not a curated record. Lineage: Eukaryota; Metazoa; Chordata; Lepidosauria; Squamata; Phrynosomatidae. Gene Ontology annotation, molecular function: protein binding; zinc ion binding. Bases 75 to 1478 code for a protein of 467 amino acids.
CUUUAGUGAGAAGUUUAGUUGCUUGGGAAGUGGUCGAGUUCCGCCUCCUUUCUGCUUUGUGUGACCCACACAAAAUGGGAGAGCAAGAGGAGGCCCUGCCUUGCCUCCUGCAUGGGGCAGAGGGAGGCAGCCCUGGGGGUCAAGGAGGCUGCAGCAGGAUGCCAGCCUCUCAGGGGCCAGCAGCAGAGGCCUGGCUCAGGCUCCAGGGCUUCCCAGGAGGAGAAGGCCUCUGCCACAAACACCAGGAGCCUCAGAAGGUGUUCUGCAAGGAGGACCUCAGCCUCCUCUGCCUGGUUUGUGAGAAGGCCAGGCAGCACAGGGCCCACCUGGUCCUCCCCCUGGAAGAGGCAGCCCAGGAUUACAAGGAAGAAAUUGAGAUCAAGCUGCAGAAGCUGAAGACAGAAAGAAGUGCUGUCCAAGAGCUGAAGAUGGUGCGAGAAAAGGAAAUGGCACAGUAUUUAGAAGAUGUCAAAGCCAAGAGAGAGAAGGUUGUGCUGGAGUUCCAGCAGCUACAUCUGUUUUUGCAGGAACAGGAGAGGCAUCUUUUGGCUCAGCUGGGUGAACUAGAAAAGGAGAUGGCAAAGGAGCAAGAGGAAACUGGCAGACGACUCAGUCACACCUUUUCUCUUCUCAGUAGCCUUAUCAGUGACUUGGAGAAGGACUGUCAGAGACCUGCUGGUGAAUUUUUGCUGAAUCUCAAGGAAACUUUCACCCGGUGUGGAAGCGCAAUGUUGCCCAUGCCAGUGGAGAGGCCAUCUAAUCUGGGAAAAAACCUCAGUGCAAUAUCUCAAAAAAGUGUUGCUUUAACAGAAAACCUCAACAAAUUUAAAGAAACACUGGAAGCAGAACUAAAGAGGGAGAGGACAUCUUGCACUAAUGCUUUGUUGGAGGAACAGAGGAACCUGCUGCAGUUUUUGUUGCCCGUGAUAUAUGAAGAUGCACAGCAAAAAGCAAGCAUAGAAGAAAAUGUAAUACUGGAUCCCCGUACAGCCAAUCCCAAACUCCUCAUCUCCCAGGAUCGGAAGAGAGUCAGACACUGGGGUUACCCACAGGCGCUGCCGGACAACCUCGAGAGAUUUGAUUCAGAGCUCUUUGUGCUGGGCUGUGAGGGUUUCUGCUCCGGAAAACAUUCCUGGAGAGUGGCUAUUGAGCAAGGGCAGAGCUGGGCAGUUGGUAUUGCCAGAGAGUCUGUGAAGAGGAAAGGACCACUCAGCCUCAGCCCUGAACAAGGCAUCUGGGCUGUGGAGCAGUGCUGGGGCCACUUUCGAGCGCUUACCUCCCAGUGGACCUCCCUACCUCUGGCCAGGAUACCCAGGAGGAUCCAGGUGUGUCUGGAUUAUGAAAGAGGCCGGGUGGCAUUUUUCAAUGCAGACCUGAAUGCCCCCAUCUUCAUGUUUCCACUCAUGUCUUUCAAGCAAGAGAGAAUCUAUCCUUGGUUCUGGGUAGGGCCAGGGGGUCAGCUCAGCCUCUGCCUCUGAAGGGGCUGCUGCAGAGGUAGAUACUGAAUUUUCGGAGGUGUCUGUGUUUAGGAAAGCCUGGGCAUUUCAGGUGUUUUGGACCUCAGUCUCCAUAUUCUGUUAACACUGGCCAUGCUGGCUUGUUCUUCAAGGAUUCUCUAAUAUCUGGAGGACCAAAGUUCCCAUACCUGCUCCAAGAUCAUUGAAGACUUUUCUUUUUUGUCUAAUCCUAAUACUGUUGGUUCUGCUGGGAGCUCAGAUUUAAUGGAAUCUGCUCUCUGAUAAUCCAUUUGUUUUGAGCCAUGUUCUCUCUCUUCCUCUCCUUUCCUUUUCUCUCACUUUUGAGUCUGUACUUUUCAAAACUGUCAUUGAACCCUCAUUGAAAUCACAUGAGGAAUGGCUCCAUUUUACAUGUACACAAUGACCUUUGAGGCCAUUAAGCAAAGCAAAAUAGAGUGACUUUCAUGUUUGCUCACAUAUCUCGAUGUGAUGCCUUUAAUAAAGUUAUUCUGCUGAA